Molecule: messenger RNA, 1668 nt
Organism: Aspergillus niger
Lineage: Eukaryota; Fungi; Ascomycota; Eurotiomycetes; Eurotiales; Aspergillaceae
Exons: 3
Coding region: 1-1668 (555 amino acids)
Biological process (GO): carbohydrate metabolic process
Cellular component (GO): cytosol
Molecular function (GO): phosphoglucomutase activity; magnesium ion binding
Source: RefSeq, a predicted model, not a curated record
AUGUCCGUCCAGACCGUCUCCAUUACUCCCUUCACCGACCAGAAGCCGGGAACCUCCGGUCUUCGUAAGAAGGUCAAGGUCUUCCAGCAGGCCAACUACUCCGAAUCCUUCGUUACUAGCAUCAUCCUCUCCAUCCCCGAGGGCGCUGAGGGCGCUUUCCUCGUCAUCGGUGGCGAUGGCCGCUACUACAACACCGAGGUCAUCCAGAAGAUUGCCAAAAUCGGUGCCGCUUAUGGUGUCAAGAAGCUGCUGGUCGGCCAGAAUGGCAUCCUCUCCACCCCCGCUGCCAGCAACCUCAUCCGCAAGCGCAAGGCCACCGGUGGUAUCCUCCUGACGGCCAGUCACAACCCUGGUGGCCCUGAGAACGACUUCGGUAUCAAGUACAACCUUGCCAAUGGCGCUCCUGCCCCCGAAUCCGUCACCAACAAGAUCUUCGAAACCUCCAAGUCCCUCACCUCCUACAAGUACAUUGACAUCCCCGAUGUUGACACCACCACCAUCGGCUCCAAGACCUACGGCCCCAUCGAGGUUGAGGUCGUCCACUCCACCACCGACUACGUCACCAUGAUGAAGGAGAUCUUCGACUUCGACCUCAUCCGCGACUUCCUCAAGACUCACAAGGACUUCAAGGUGCUGUUCGAUGGUAUGCACGGUGUUACUGGCCCCUACGGUGUUGACAUCUUCGUCAACGAGCUGGGUCUGCCCGCUAGCAGCACCAUGAACUGCGAGCCCAAGCCCGACUUCGGCGGUGGCCACCCCGACCCCAACCUGGUUUACGCCCACGAGCUCGUUGAGAGCGUUGACAAGAAUGGCAUCCACUUCGGUGCUGCCAGUGAUGGUGACGGUGACCGUAACAUGAUCUACGGCGCCAACACCUUCGUCUCCCCCGGUGACAGUCUGGCUAUCAUUGCCCACCACGCCAAGCUCAUCCCCUACUUCCAGAAGCAGGGCGUCUACGGCCUGGCGCGCUCCAUGCCCACCUCCGGUGCUGUCGACCGCGUGGCCAAGGCCCAGGGCCUGCAGAGCUACGAGGUCCCCACGGGCUGGAAGUUCUUCUGCAACUUGUUCGACAACCAGAAGAUCUCCAUCUGUGGUGAGGAGAGUUUCGGUACUGGCAGCAACCACAUCCGUGAGAAGGACGGCCUGUGGGCCAUUGUGGCCUGGCUGAACGUCAUCGCUGGCGUUGCCAAGCAGAAGCCCAGCGAGACCCCCAGCAUCGCUUCCAUCCAGAACGAGUUCUGGCAGACCUACGGCCGUACCUUCUUCACCCGGUACGACUACGAGAACGUCGACAGCGACGGCGCCAACAAGGUGAUCGCCACGCUGUCGGAGAAGGUCGACAACAAGGACACCUUCGUUGGCUCGACCGUGUCCGGCCGCAAGGUCGUCGACGUCGGCAACUUCGCCUACACCGACCUGGACGGCAGCGUGACCAAGAACCAGGGUCUGUACGUCAAGUUCGAUGACGGCAGCCGCAUCGUCGUCCGUCUGUCUGGCACUGGCAGCAGCGGCGCCACGAUCCGUCUGUACAUCGAGAAGUACGAGAACGACGCCAGCAAGCUCGGUCUCGCCACGGAUGAGUACCUGAAGGACAACGUGGCUCUGGCUCUGGAGCUGCUCAAGUUCAAGGAGUACAUUGGCCGUGAGGAGCCUGAUGUCCGCACCUAA